AUGACCACCGGGAAUCGUAACCCGAGCCGCAAUAACCUUCGGUGCUCAUUUUGCGGUCACCUUUUUCCGCAAAAUAAACUCCUGCGACCUCCGGGUCAGCCCCGGGGCGGAAUCUGCUUCGACUGUGUUCGCGAACUGGCUGCGCAUGUGGCGGAACGCAGUGAACAGAGGCGCAGUCCGUCAAAAACCGGCCGUGGUCGAUCCAACGGAACAACCACCGACCCGGCGAAAACGCCGUCCGAACCGGUGGGAUCGGCACCUCACAUUUCGGUACCGAGAGAAAUUUACGGCAAUCUCGACGAAUACGUCAUUGGUCAAGACAAGGCCAAGAAAACGCUGUCUGUGGCGGUCUACAUCAUCAGUUCAACAGCGCAUCAGAAAGCGAAGCGAUAUGCUCGAUACUCGAGGUGCCAGGCUGCCGUACUGGACAUCGCCCGCGCUGAGCAGAUCAUUUACAUCGAUGAGUUGGACAAGAUCGCGCGCAAGGAAGGCGUGAACCGUUCGAUAACGCGGGAUGUUGCCGGCGAGGGCGUCCAGCAGGAAUUGUUGAAGAUUAUUGAGGGCUGCACCGCCAACGUGCCGCCUCAGGGAGGCCGCAAGCACCCGCACCAGGAGAUGUUGCAGAUCAAUACGCGCAACAUUCUUUUUAUUUGCGGUGGCGCUUUUGAUGGUUUGCAGGAGAUAACCACCAGGCGAUUGACGAUUGGCUCUGCCAUGGGAUUCCUGGCGCACAAUGGAGGGCGGAACGAUUCCGGCGCAGCGAAUUGCGGCACGUUGGAGAAGGUCACACCUGAAGAUUUGCUCGAAUUCGGAUUUAUCCCCGAACUGGUCGGGCGAUUGCCAGUCGUUACGACUCUCCAGCCGCUGGACAAAGAGGCGUUGGUGGAAGUAUUGGUCAAGCCGAAAAACGCCAUAGUCAAGCAGUAUCAACAGCUGUUUCGCCUGGACGGGGUGAGGCUGGAGUUCACUCAGGAAGCGCUGGUGGCGGCAGCCGAAAGGGCGUUGUCGUACCAUACGGGCGCGCGAGUUUUGCGCCAUAUCGUGGAGGAUGCCCUGCUCGAAGUGAUGUACGAGCUUCCGUCGCUCUCGGAUAUCGACCGAUGCGUGGUGCACGCGGAGUCGAUCAAUCGAGAGGCGUCACCGCGAUUAUAUCGCACGGGCGGCGGGCGCUAUAUUUCGCUAGAGACGGCGUUGGCGCAAGCGGAGCGGGAAUCACGCAAGAAAUCAGCCUGA
This is a messenger RNA of Geodia barretti, 1233 nucleotides long. Lineage: Eukaryota; Metazoa; Porifera; Demospongiae; Tetractinellida; Geodiidae. The record is from the annotation of a GenBank genome assembly.